Messenger RNA from Thamnophis sirtalis, 2647 nucleotides. Lineage: Eukaryota; Metazoa; Chordata; Lepidosauria; Squamata; Natricidae. The record is from RefSeq and is a predicted model, not a curated record.
GUAUAGAGGUGUUGUCAAAAAGCUCGCACGGGGAGGAAAGUCGCAGUAUCCGUGCAUUUCUUUCGCGUGUGUUUGGUGUCAGCUAUGGUCACACAAGAUUCUGGGAGCAUCAUGGACAAGAGCAGCAGUAACCUGGUCCCGAUCGUAGGCAAAAGGGUUUUUGUCAUCGGAGUGGGUAUGACCAAGUUUGAAAAGCCUGGCCGUCGUAAAAAUUUUGAUUAUCCAGAUAUGGCAAAGGAAGCAGGUCAAAAGGCUCUUGCUGAUGCAGGCAUUCCAUACUCAUUCAUAGAGCAGGCAUAUGUAGGCCAUGUUUAUGGUGACUCAACCUCUGGGCAGAGGGCUAUUUAUCACAAUUUGGGUCUAACAGGUAUCCCUAUUGUAAACGUUAACAACAAUUGUGCUACUGGUUCAACAGCUUUGUUUCUAGCAGGACAAGUAAUAAAAGGAGUAUCCUGAUAGAGUGCAUCCAACAGACAAGCAUCUAGAAGUUAUGAUAAAUAAAUAUGGCCUAGAAACAAGCCCAUUGGCUCCACAAGUAUUUGGAAAUGCUGGCAAAGAACACAUGGAUAAAUAUGGGACAAAGCCUCAACACUUUGCAAAAAUUGCCUGGAAGAAUCAUAAGCAUUCAAUGAACAAUCCAAAUUCCCAGUUUCAAAAGGAAUACAGUUUAGAUGAAAUCUUACAAUCUCGCAAGAUUUUUGGCUUCUUGACAAUGUUGCAGUGUUGUCCAACAUCUGAUGGUGCAGCAGCUGUAGUCCUCGCUAGCGAAGAAUUUGUGAAGAAGAACGGAUUGGAGUCGAAAUCUGUUGAAAUUUUGGCCCAAGAGAUGCGGACUGACUUUCCGAGCACAUUUAACGAAAACAGCUGCAUUAAAAUGGUUGGUUUUGAUGUGACAAAGGAAGCUGCAAAAAAUUGUUUUUUGAAAACUGGCCUAACACCAGAAGAUGUGGACGUGAUUGAACUUCAUGACUGUUUCUCUUCUAAUGAAUUAAUUACAUAUGAAGCUCUGGGACUCUGUCCUGAAGGAGGAGCUGGUGAGCUGAUUGACAGAGGAGACACAACAUAUGGUGGAAAAUGGGUUAUAAAUCCCAGUGGUGGUUUGAUUUCAAAAGGACACCCACUGGGUGCUACAGGUCUGGCUCAGUGUGCUGAACUUUGCUGGCAGCUAAGAGGAGAAGCCGGAAAGAGGCAGGUUCCCGGUGCAAAGCUAGCUUUGCAGCAUAAUUUUGGCCUUGGUAGUGCGGUUGUAGUCUCUCUCUACAGAAUGGGCUUUCCAGAAGCUGCACGGAAUCGGAAUAUCCAGGCCAUUCCCACUAGAGCAAUGGUUGAUGGAUUUAAAUCAGCACUUGUAUUCAAAGAAAUUGAAAAGAAACUUCAAGAGGAAGGAGAACAGUAUGUCAAGAAAAUUGGUGGCAUUUUUGCCUUUAAAGUAAAAGAUGGUCCUGAGGGGAAAGAAGCUACUUGGGUAGUUGAUGUGAAAAAUGGUAAAGGCUGUGUGGAUAGUGACACUGAUAAGAAAGUCGACUGUACAAUUGUAAUGAGUGAUGAUGAUUUGCUGUCACUGAUGACGGGCAAAAUAAAUCCUCAGACCGCUUUCUUUCAAGGGAAGUUGAAAAUUACUGGGAAUAUGGGCAUGGCGAUGAAGCUACAGAAUCUACAGCUCCAAGCAGGCAAAGCUAAGCUUUGAGCCACUCUGACUUCGAGAUGGAAUGAAACUUGGAAAACAAGUUCCUUAAGAACUAGGCUGGAACUAGAUGUUGGAAGUAGCAUGUUCUCCAAAUACAUGUAUUUGACUUUAGAUUUCUUGAAGCAUUUAAUUGUUUAAUUGAAAUUUUGACAUUGCCUUCCAUAAAACCAUUACAAAGUUGGUAAAAUAUUAACAUUAAAGUAUCCAAGACCAUGUGGUAUGUAACAGAUUGCUGCAAAUCUAUCUAGAAUUACUUUUCAAUGUGCAAAAUGAGAAAUCAGUUGGCCAUAUUUUUUUGUACAAUUUUUAACACUAAGAAGAGCAGUAGGAAAGAAAAUGUGGUUUGUUGGCAAAAAUGUCUCCACGGUUUCUUUUUUAUUCUUUUAUACUUGUCAUAGACAAUUUUAAAAAAAUCCUUGUAUUUCGGCUGGAAUCUACUGAGCCAUUUUAGGCAAGGCCAAGUCGAGGGAUUUUUUAUCUCCCUUUGGCAGAUAUAUACAUAUAUUUGUAUAUAAAACCUGCUGACAUAUCACAAAUGGCUAUGCACAACCCAUUUUUGCCCAAAGUUGAUUUGGAAUUGUCGGGGAAGUAUUGAAGAAGUCCAAAGCUCCCACAGUUGAACAGAAUUAAGUAUACUUUUCUUUGGAUGUUACUAUCUAAAGCAAUUUGCUGCUUCUUUAACUUGCAAGGAUUGGAUAAGAAGUCAGUUUGUUUGCAUUAAUGGAGUUAAAUAAGAUAGCACCAGUUGCAAUUAAUAUCGUAGUGCUUUUCUGCAUAUUUAUAAAGAUAAAGGUAAAUACUUUUUAAACGCUUAAUUGGUUUAAUUAUGAUAUACUUAGAUAAGGAAACUGGAGAUUCUUUAAUAAAUUCCUUUAUAAUAUGCUAUUUUUUUAAUCCAUUCUGGUUGGAGGUAAUGUAUUCUGUUCUGCAACUUUCUUAGUAAAUUUAAAUCAAAUCUUC